GGAAAAUGUUGCAAUUCAUCUUAUUGUUAGGGUCUUGUCUGACCCUGUCUACUACCAUUCCACAUUCGGAUGGAACGAGAGUGGUAAACGGAGAGACAGCCACCAUCGGACAAUUUCCGUACCAGGUUCUUCUGAAAGUUCAACUCGCGCAAGGACGUGCGCUUUGCGGAGGUAGUCUGUUGAGCAAUCAGUGGGUUCUUACUGCUGGACAUUGUGUGCAAGGUGCCAAAUAUGCUGAAGUUACACUGGGUGCUGUAGAUUUUGAAAACGGUGAAACGGAUGGUCGUGUCGUGUUGAACUCCACCGAAAUCGUUCGUCACGAAAAGUAUAAUCCACUGUUCGCCACGAAUGAUGUUGCAUUGAUUAGGUUACCCAAAGCGGUCGAGUUCCAUGAUCGUAUUCAUUCAGUUGCACUUCCUUCAGGCAAUAACAACUACGUGGAUUGCACGGUAAUCGUGAGUGGUUGGGGACUUCAGAAAAAUGGCGGAAAUGUUGCCCAGAAGUUACAGUUUGCUCCACUGAAGGUCAUCUCCAAUAACCAAUGCACGAAGACGUACAACCCUCUGGUGAUCAGGAAGACUACGAUUUGCGCCCAGGGAGAUGAGAAGCAAUCACCGUGUAAUGGAGACUCGGGUGGACCGCUAGUUUUGGAGGGCGAUAACAUACUGGUUGGUGUAGUGAGCUUUGGCCACAUCACAGGAUGCGAGCGUGGUCUUCCCGGUGCAUUUGCACGAGUAACUUCUUUCGUCGAUUGGGUCCGAAAAAAGACAGGGUUGUAGACGUGAAAAUGGAUCAACACCUGUAUUGUGUUCAACUUUUGAGAAGCAUCAUUAGCUUUUGUUUGACGUUUCGUAUAUAUGCAACGUUCAACUAUUUAAUAAUAAAAUACAAUACUUAUUUGAACUACUAUAAUCAAUACAUGUAUGUUCCAUCGUUUUAUCGGGUGUAUUUUAGAAGCAUAGAACUUUAAAUUGAAAUAAAACACAGAUGGUGUCAAGUAUGAUA
This is a messenger RNA of Toxorhynchites rutilus septentrionalis, 1005 nucleotides long. RefSeq names its product collagenase-like. The record is from RefSeq and is a predicted model, not a curated record. Lineage: Eukaryota; Metazoa; Arthropoda; Insecta; Diptera; Culicidae. The coding region runs from base 6 to 779 and encodes 257 amino acids. The transcript has a single exon. Gene Ontology annotation, molecular function: serine-type endopeptidase activity. Gene Ontology annotation, biological process: proteolysis.